CCUCAUACACAAAAUGGACCUCUUCCUCCUCUCUUUUGCAACCUUGCUUGCUAUGAUUAUCAUCAAUUUUUUGUUCAAAUAUUUCUUUGCCAAACCUAAAGAAAAAAUCCCUUUAGCUCCAGGUACUUUUGGUUGGCCUAUUAUUGGAGAAACCAUCCAAUUCCUUAAAGCACUUCACUAUGGAUUGGUGCACGAGUUUGUUAAAGAAAGAACCAAGAAAUACAACUCAAAUGUAUUCAAAACCUCUUUGUUUGGCCAAAAAUUUGCUAUUUUUUCAGGUCCAGCAGCUAACAAAUUCAUAUUCACCAGAGGCAAUAAUCUUCUCAUUGGUUGGAGACCUAAUUCUGUUCAAAAACUUUUCCCUUCUACAUCAUUUGUCCCUAUAGAACAUGACACGAAAAGGGCACAAAAUGUUAUGAGCUAUUUCUUGAACUCACAAAAUGUAGACAAACUCAUUAGUACUAUGGACUCUAUGUCACAUUUACACUUGGAAAAUCAUUGGAAGGGGAAGGAUGAAGUGAUAGUGUAUGAUCUAAUGAAGUUAUUCACUUUCUCCCUUUCUCUUCAAGUAUUUAUGGGCAUCGAAGACUCGGAUAAAAUCUUGAAAUUUUAUGAAAAAUUCAAUGUUUUUACCCAAGGUCUUUUGGUAGUGGACAUCAACUUUCCUGGUACAACAUUUUAUAAGGCAAUGAAAGCUGGGAAUGAAUUAAGGAAAGAAAUGAAGGCUAUUAUUAAAGAAAGAAGAGUUGAAUUCCUAGAGAAUCCAGAUUUGUCAAAAGUUGAUGUGUUAACACAAGUGAUCACUGAACAAGAUGAAAAUGGAAAGUACAUGACAGAGGUUGAAAUGACUGAUAAAGUGUUUGGCUUUAUCAUUGGUAGUUACCAUACUACUUCUACAACUAUUACUUUGACCAUGAAGUACCUUAAAGAGAAGCAUGAGUUCUUCAAUGAAAUAAUGGAAGAGCACAAUGAGAUUUCAAGGAAUAUGAUGCCAAGGAAAGUGCUAUGUUGGGAUGACAUUCAGAAAAUGAAGAAAACUUGGAACUUUGUGAAUGAAGUAUUAAGAGACACACCAGUUCUGCAAGGUACUUUCAGAGAAGUCAUAGAGGACGACAUCACUUAUGAUGGCUUCCUCAUACCAAAAGGAUGGAAGAUAUAUUUGAGUUUUGGAGCUACACAGAAGAAUGGUGAAUACUUUCCAAACCCUACAAAGUUUGAUCCUCGAAGAUUUGAAGGAAAUGGACUAGUUCCUUACACAUCAGUUCCAUUUGGUGGAGGACAUAAAAUGUGCCCUGGAAAAGAGUUUGCAAGAAUAUUGAUUCUUGUUUUCCUUCAUCAUGUACUCAAAAAAUUUAGGUGGGAAGCUAAGGUUCCUUCAGAAAAGAUAUUGUGGCCUUUUUUCCUAGUACCCAUCCCAACAGAUGGAUAUCCUGUUACCCUUUAUAAGGUGUAAGCUUUACACACACACACUGUGUGUGUGAAAGGAUGUAACAAAAAUAGUUAAUGUCCUUGUAGUAGAUGUUUCUUCUUCAUCAAUGAAAAGAAGGAUGUCUUUAUAACUUCAUUUACAAUAACACAAUACGUGCAGUUUGAUUGUAUUUGUCCUAAUACGUGUUUUAUCGUGGACAACA
Messenger RNA from Lycium barbarum (goji berry), 1631 nucleotides. RefSeq names its product beta-amyrin 28-monooxygenase-like. Gene Ontology annotation, molecular function: heme binding; iron ion binding; monooxygenase activity. Gene Ontology annotation, biological process: sterol metabolic process. NCBI's taxonomy places the organism in Eukaryota, Viridiplantae, Streptophyta, Magnoliopsida, Solanales, Solanaceae. The record is from RefSeq and is a predicted model, not a curated record. The coding region runs from base 14 to 1453 and encodes 479 amino acids. The transcript is spliced from 3 exons.